AUACCAACUUUUCCGCCAGCUGAAUACAUAUUUUAUACAAAAAAAAAUCCCUUUUCGGACAUAGACAUCAAAACAUCAACGAGUCUACGUAUACCCACUCAUCAGCAUCUCAUCAUGAAAGGCUUUUAACUUUUUAAUUAAAAUAACAAAAAAAAAACAAGGAUUAUAAUCCUUACAUGAGAGAACCACAAAAUUCCCAAUUAGAAAACUUUCGCCCGCGCCUACUGUAACGACUCCAGCCAAGCUAAAUCCACAGCAACAGCGCAUCAUACCAACCGCAUCAUCUAUUCACCAGACCGUAACGAGGGAGAUUUCCAUUCACGCAAAGUGCGCUUUUCGCAGUCCCGAAGUGAACAACAGUAAGCAUAGAAUCCAUUCUUUUUCAUUGCCUCACCGCACACACACACACACCCACACCUACAGCUGGUGAGGUAUGGGUGCACAGGUGCAAAGAAUGUCGUCCCUUCUGCGUGCUGUUCUGCGCAAUCCCUAUUUCCGCUUUCCUUCGUAACGUAUCGCGGCAAGGUGAGCAUCCGUCCUCAAUUAUGAAACAAGGACGAACAGAGCAAAACGAUUUAUGAACCGUCGGUGUCCGGAAGGAAGUAGCGAAAACCCUCUCUUUCUUUGUGUUGGUCUACUCGGUUCCCCCUCUUGCCAUUUACCAUUUCCGUUUUUCCACUGGGAGGGAAAAUACUGUGAUGUUUAUUUUGACUCAUCGUUUCCAAUUCCUACAUCCCUUUUGCUUCUUGUAGCCACAAGGGACAAGGGAAGGGUACUGGCGUCAGAGCAAACGCGUAAUUCAGAAAUCAAUAAAAACAUACACCACCAACAUCUACUCCCUGCCCGGUCCAACAUUCCGGAUUGUGUGGCAUGUGCGCAAGGACGCGUGCGCGAAUUUACCACACUCAUACACUAACACACCCGAACCACGGUAUCCUCACCGUGGACUAAAAUUUGGUCCCCGCGCAUUAACACAACUACGCACAAACAAAAAACCUCUGUGUGGAACUGGACGAAUUCCAGUAGUUCUCGAACGAAACGCGUACAACAGGAAGCAUCUUUUCUUGUGUAAAUCCAAUCGAUUAAAGUGGUACAGAAAGAAGGGGCAAAGUGUCGUUGGGAGUACAGCACAUCAUGAGUUGCCUCGGGGAUUGCCUUGAGUUGGGGCCACCGCCCGAUAUGAUACUGUCGAUGCCACCGCCACCGUUGUCAUCGUUUCUGUUGCCCCGGAAUGCACUGGUGGCCACCAAACCGAACGGCAACAGUAACAACAGUCUGCUGUGCAGUGCAGCCUUCAUCUGUGAACCGUCCCUGAAGGCGAACGAACAGUCCGGGAUGGAGUUUGUCGAGCUGCCCGGAAAUGGAAUGGACGAUACUUGGGUGCUGGUGUUGAUCUCAUCCUGUGUCGGAGUUCUUCUGCUUGGGGCUCUUUUAGCAAUGGUGGUGCUCAAAUGUCGCGAUCGGUUCUGUUUCCGUUGCAGUUCGUUUAGCUAUUCGUAUCACGAUAGCAACUUGAAGCAACCGCCACUGCAUGCUCUCGGACACGAACCAACCACCGCGAAGGCGGCAGUAUUUAUGCCGGGUGGUACGAUUCUCUAUCCGACCAACCACUUGCACCAUCAGCAACCACCGCAUCCGGACAAUCGUACACUGUGGGCCGCACUGACACCGCACGGCACGCAGCAUUUCAUCACGGAAUCGUACGGUGGCAAUCCUGAGGAUCACUACGAAGUGAUUGACUAUGGGCGUAAGCAUGAGCAGUACAUCCCCUCCGCACACGGUACAAUUGUAAAGAGCAAGAACUCGUUCGAAAACUCCGGAUUUGUAGACUACGAUUACGAGGAUCCGACACCGCUGAUGGAAUCGUACGCACACUUCGACGAUAUGGAUUCGGGUUAUCAGGAACCGCAGGAAGUGCUGGGAUCGCUGAACCGUGCCGCCACAGCUAGCCGUACCGCCACACUCAUAUCGUCACCGACACACAUCGAGAACCCAAAUAUGGCACCGCUCAAUCUGUAUCCCACUAUGCUAAGCUCGACGAUGGGUCGCAAGAUGUACGGUACUUCUGGCCCGGCUGGUGGAUCCUUGUCGCGACGAAUCAGCGACAUUAAGAACUGAGCCGUGUGAAGAUGUAGCAGGAAUUGACCAUCGUGGACAAGAUGGUGGCUGAGUGAGAAUGGAACUGAACGCAUUCCUAACUGACGACAUCCUUCCUAUAUAGUACUUGUGGAGGAGACCUGAAAACCACUCCACUAUCACUUCUUUCGUGUGGUGCUGCAACAACUGUUGGAGGCGCACGAUCGAAUUGAUGUGGCGAGAAGAAUGUUCCUCUAAGAUGGUAGAACAGUGAAAUGAUUUAUAACUACACAGCACGAAACACAAUCUAUGGCGUGGAGGAAGAAACGCAUCUUCAUUUACGUACCAGACCGCUUAACAACGUAUUACCACACAUCUAACUAUAAUAAUUACCAUUAACGCAUACACACAAUGCAAACGCUACACGUUAAAAGAACUCUCUUCCCUUUUUUCCCCCUGCCAUCACCGUACCAUUUAUCAUCAUCAGGCACUGCAAAACGACUAAUGGACAAAACUGUGUCCAGUGGAUAGCGAUACUUUUGCUUACCGGCUGCAGUGCAGAAAGUGAAAUGAGUAGAAAUUUAGCAUUCGCAUUAUCAGGGCGCAGCGAGCAGAGGAAGUAGACGUCCAGUCCAGUGAUGCGCGACGUACAUUUGGUGGGAAUUUUAAAAAGCAAGACAACAAUAAAUAUACUACUCUAGAUCAUA
This is a messenger RNA of Anopheles funestus (African malaria mosquito), 2783 nucleotides long. RefSeq lists its product as uncharacterized. The coding region runs from base 1135 to 2118 and encodes 327 amino acids. The transcript has 4 exons. The record is from RefSeq and is a predicted model, not a curated record. Lineage: Eukaryota; Metazoa; Arthropoda; Insecta; Diptera; Culicidae.